Molecule: messenger RNA, 1668 nt
Organism: Malus domestica (apple)
Lineage: Eukaryota; Viridiplantae; Streptophyta; Magnoliopsida; Rosales; Rosaceae
Source: RefSeq, a predicted model, not a curated record
UAGUUAUCAAAAUUUCCCUUACUCAAAACUUUGGCGGGGGAUAGCUAGGGCACAUCACAGUCCGUCUAGCUGAUUCAAAAUCGAAUCGAUUUUUGCAGUUUCGUCCUCGAAAUCUCUCUUGAUUUGCCAUGGAAGUCCCCAAGGAUGAGCCGCUGGCUGUUUUUCUGGAUCGGACCUCACGCGCCACGAGAGGGAAGAGGAUGACUAAGUUACUGGAUGAGGAAAUCGAAGAGGAUGAGAUGUUCUGGAAUCAGGAGGCUCUCAAAGAGGAUGAAGAUGAUGGAAACUAUGAAGCAGAGCCUGAGGUUGCUGACGAAUUUGAUAGCGAUUUUGAUGAAGAUGAGCCAGACCCUGACGAAGGAGCGGAAAACAACGACGCAGAUGAGAGAGUGAGGACGAAGAAGCGGCUGAUAUAUCCGGGAAAGCAAUCGAGCAAGAAGAAGAAGAAGAAGAAGAAAGUGAUAUCGGAAUUAGAAUCCAAGGAUGGAAAUGAGAAGUCUUCUCAUCCCGAACAACAUCAGGAUGCUCCUGAGGAAGCAGAAGUAGAGAGAACUGUGAGAAAAUCUACUAGAACUUCAGUGGUUGUCCGUCAAGCUGAGAGGGACGCAAUACGUGCGGCCUUGCAAGCAACCAUGAAGCCGAUUAAGAGAAAAAAGGAAGGCGAGGAGAAGAGGAUGACUCAAGAAGAGAUGCUCUUAGAAGCAGCUCAGACAGAAAUUAUGAACUUGAGAAAUUUGGAGCGUGUUCUAGCGAGGGAGGAAGAAGUUAAGAAAAGAGCCAUUGUACAUAAGGCUGUCUAUACUGGUCCACAAGUACGUUAUUUUUCAAAAGAUGGUAAGCUUUCGGCGUUACACUUUUCUAAUCAAACGUCAUUUCAGUCAGAAAUCUCUACCGCACCUGUUCCCUACCCUGAGAAAGCUGUCUGUGCUGUUACUGGUUUACCUGCCAAGUACCGUGAUCCAAAGACAGGGCUACCUUAUGCAACAAAAGAAGCUUUUAACAUCAUUCGGCAACGUUUUCUACAGGAAAGUGGUAGGGUCAGGAAAGAGAUGGACAUGGGUGACUUGUACGGUUCACUUUCUGGUAAGGGGUUUUCUGCAAGGGGGAAGAGAUCAGUGGCGUCAAAUAACAUCGAUGCGUCGUAUUCUCGAUAUUUUGCACGUUUCCGCAGAAUUCCAGCUCUUGAAAGCGAAUCAUCUGAUUAGGUUCCAUGGUAAUCCGAAGAGUAUAUGUUGAAUCUGAUAGUAUUCUCAUAGGAAGCCCUUGCUCAAUGUCUCAUGGUACUCUCGGAAGGAUUUGUUUACCCUGUGCAAUUUAUAAAGGUAAGAAUUGUUAUACAUUUUUGCGCGGAGGCCUAAUUGGCAUGGUACCAGAGAACAAAAUAGGAUAUAAAUUGCACGAGGAAAGACGAUAAAAGCUCUGGGGGAGAAGUUGCGUAAGUAUUUCAAUUGUGUGCAGUUGUAAAUUGAAAUAAAUCAAUAUGCUUAUCUAAGAUUGAGAUAUAUGAUUGAAUUUCUCUGUAAUUAGUUUGGCAGUAGGGUUGUAUGGUGCAAAACUUGAUCGUACUCGCGGGAUGGCUAUGUCCAACUACUGUUUUAGAAUGAAGAGCCGGCGGGUUGCAACAGAUGUAAGCAGUGUAUCAUAUGAUAUAUUUUGCAUUGCAUUUUA